Leguminivora glycinivorella is the source of this 925-nucleotide messenger RNA. RefSeq lists its product as uncharacterized. NCBI's taxonomy places the organism in Eukaryota, Metazoa, Arthropoda, Insecta, Lepidoptera, Tortricidae. Bases 47 to 925 code for a protein of 292 amino acids. The transcript has 5 exons. The record is from RefSeq and is a predicted model, not a curated record.
GCCGGUGGCGUAUUACUUCUCCGAAGGUGCCGCGUCGGGUCCGCAGAUGAAGGCCAUCAUCAAGGACAUAGUGGCCGCCGUGUGCGAGACGGGGCUUCAGCCUAUCGCUUUGAUAAGCGACCAGGGGACUUCAUUUCAAAGCGCCUUUAAAAGCCUUCAAGAGGAAACUAAAAGAUCACAAAUCUUAGCAGGCCAGAAUACCGACGACACUAUACACUUAAAUGGCCAUAGUCUUAGUGUAGUGUAUGACCCGCCACAUUUAAUCAAAGGAGUGAGGAAUAACUUCUUGACGAAGCAUAUUAUAAUGGACGGCAAAGUGUCGAAGUGGCAAGACUUGGUGGACGUGUACCGCACGGACUGCCGCCACGCGCAAGCUCGCCUGCUGCACAAGCUCAACGACGAGCACAUACUCCCGGAGAAAAUCAAGAAAAUGAAGGUGAAAAACUGUGUGCGUGUUUUCAGUCAAACCAUGGCAGCAGCUUUAUCUUACACAGCUUCAUUUUCGCACUACGCGGACGGCACGCCUGUGAGCGCUACGCUGUCCAACACGGCAGAACUGGUGGCCUUCCUCGAUGACCUGUUCGACAGCGUCAACGGCGCCAGCACCCACCACAAGCACACAAAGGGAAAGCAACUGCGGACUGCCGUAACUGAAAACUCAAAACAUCACGAUUUCUGGGUGAAGGCGAUAGAAAUAAUAGAAAAAAUUAAAUUCCGUGAUAUCAACGGAAAAUUGACAACAGUUCCGACGUUGAAAAAUUGGUUGACAACUUUAAAAAGCUAUCAAAGGCUGUGGCAGGUUAUGAAAGAAAAAAAUAUCAAGAUAAUGCGCCCGCGGUAUUUUAACUCCGACGCAAUAGAAAAAUUUUUCGGAAGAGUGCGAGCGUACAACUUGUUUAAGUUUAUCUGGAAGUAUUCUGGGUGA